Anolis sagrei ordinatus is the source of this 2421-nucleotide messenger RNA. RefSeq names its product doublesex and mab-3 related transcription factor 2 (gene DMRT2). Gene Ontology annotation, molecular function: DNA-binding transcription factor activity, RNA polymerase II-specific; RNA polymerase II cis-regulatory region sequence-specific DNA binding. The record is from RefSeq and is a predicted model, not a curated record. Gene Ontology annotation, cellular component: nucleus. Gene Ontology annotation, biological process: regulation of transcription by RNA polymerase II; sex differentiation. Lineage: Eukaryota; Metazoa; Chordata; Lepidosauria; Squamata; Anolidae.
UCCAAGGCGCGAGGGUUGGGGGCAAGGCUGGCACCGACUCCUCUCUCUCUCCCUCCCUCUCUCUCCGCCUGAGCCUGAUUUGCAGCAUUUGGAGAGCUUUGCGUUUCUUUCCCAAAGGGGGAUCGCCCUUUCCCGCUCCCCAUCGCAACCUCCAAGGGGGCAGGGGAUGCUCUGAGGCUGGGCUGGGCUUCCUUUGGCUUUCGGGACGGAUUGGAUGCCCUCUCGGAGCCUUUCUGCGACCAGAGCGGGACCCAUGGCUUUGCCCUGAACCAGGCGUCGGCGGAGGCUUCUUCUGGGCUUGGGCCAUGGCUGAAGAGCAGCAGCGCCUUCCUCGAGGCGGGGAGGCCUGGGAGAUCGACGUGGAGAGUCUGGAAGACGAGGUCGAGCAGCCGAAGGGACCCCAGUCGGAGGCGGAGGAGGACUUGGAGGAGGAGGAGGAUGUGGACGAACAAGAAGAGGAUGGAGAGGAGGAGGACUACGAAGAGGAGGAGGAUGGCGGGGCUCUGCGUCGCCCCCAGCUCGCUCCGGAGCCGCCGAGGGGCCCCAGCUCCUCCUCCUCCUCCUCCUCUGCCGAGGGCCCCCCACCGGAGGCGCAGCCGCGGAAGCUGAGCCGGACGCCCAAGUGCGCGCGGUGCCGCAACCACGGCGUGGUCUCCUGCCUGAAGGGCCACAAGCGCUUCUGCCGCUGGAGGGACUGCCAGUGCGCCAACUGCCUGCUGGUGGUGGAGAGGCAGCGCGUCAUGGCCGCCCAGGUGGCCCUCCGCAGGCAGCAGGCCACCGAGGAUAAGAAAGGACUUACUGGGAAACAAGUUAACUUUGAACGCAAGACAGUGUACCAAAGGCAUGUCCGGACUCCGAGUUUGCUGGCUAAAAGCAUUUUGGAAGGCUACCGCCCCAUCCCAGCUGAUCCUUACCUUACUGGGAAUUCAUCCUUGCCAGCUCCUGUGAGUGACAGAAUGAGAAAAAGGCGGGCUUUUGCUGACAAGGAGCUGGAGAACAUCAUGCUUGAGAGGGAGUACAAAGAAAGAGAAAUGUUGGAAGCAACACAAGCUGCUGCCUUUUUCCUGCCUAACCGUAUGGUGCAUGGGACAGAAUACAACCCCUACAAAUCUUCCUUUGGUCCAAACCAGGUUGAGACAUCAAAUAAGGAUUUCUGUGGCUUCCUGCCAACUUGCCUAGAUCUGACUAUGCAGUAUUCAGGUUCAGGGAACAUGGAACUCAUUUCAUCGAAUGUAAGUGUGGCCACCACCUACAGGCAAUAUCCUUUGCCCUCACGGUUCCUGGUAUGGCCAAAGUGUGCCCCCAUCAAUGAUGCCCUUCUGUACCAGCAGUGUCUUCUGAAUGCCACCACAGUCCAGUCCCUCAAACCUGGGGCCACUUGGGAUCCUAAGGCUUCACAAGGCCAGGAUUGUCCAAACCCUGAACAUGAUGUGAUGCUCUCGAAGAAUGAGAACUCAUUCUUGCUUCCUCAUGUUCGAGAAUUACAGCCAGCUUCAAAUGAACUUCAACACAUUCCUCGGGAGAGUCGUGAGAGGUCGGCUUUCUCACCCCCUAAAAGGACAUUCUCACAGAUUUCUGACAAGGACAACCUGAUUCCUCAGGAACAUCCCCUCAGCAAGGUCAGCAAAGAAACCACUAAGCAGCAAAGUCCGCCUCUACCUCCUGCAGGACAACCCAAAUAUAGUCCCUUCCAUUCAUUAUUCCAGAAGACACUAUGCAGCAGAUCUGGACCAGAGUUGAAAAUGACAUUUGAUGAGGCAUCCAAGAAAUACAAAGAGAAUACCAUCAAGGAGAACCAGAAAUACAAAUUCACCAUUGAUAGAUAUGCAAAAGACUUCUUGGGGACUAAGCAAGUUGUGACAAAAUUGUCAACAAAUGAACCUUUGUCAUUUUCUGUUGAAUCAAUUCUUAAGCGGCCAACUUCGAUGGUGACCAAUGUUUCUCAAUAAGAUAAGAUAAUCUUCAAAAGACUCAAGGUCCUGAAUUUGCACUUACAAUUGACAUCAUAUUAGGAAGAAAACCCCUGUGUAUUCAGUGGAACUUUAUUUUUGUUUAAACAUGUUUGGGAUUAGGAGGCAAGAGACUUCAUGUUCUGAUCCAAGAUGUAUUUGGAAGAAGUUCCCUUGAUUUUGCUGGGAUUUAUUUUUAAAUAAAGCAGGACAAGAUUUUGACUUGUUCCACUGACAUCAACUUACUCCAGUACAGCUAAUACUAUAUAUUUCAACUACAAAUUCUCCUAAAGAAUUUGAAUUGGCUGUUCAGUUGUUUUCAAUGUAAAUAUUACUGCCAUUUCUUCUGCAAAAUGAAUGUCUGCCAAUUUUGUAUAAAGAAUUUGGGAUGUAAAUGGUGAUUUUAAAGUGUACAUAAAUAUGCAUGUUUUUCGUAUGCAAAUAAAUAUAUUUAAUUGUUUUGCACAUACAA